UCCCUUCUAGACAUGACCCCUCUGCUGCUGUCACUGGCUCAGGAUCAGCUUGACUCGCAGCAAUCACUAUUUGAAUGAAGGUGUUGUCAAAGCAAAACUGAUUCUGCAACAGAUUGACUGUGAAGAGCGUUUUCACCUUGACACCGAACAUGGCGUCGGCGACGAAGUUUAUCCAGAGACUGAGGAAUUAUCUGUCAGGGCAAGAUCUCCAAUCAAAGCUACAACUUCGGUACACUGAAAUUGCAAAGAGGACUCAAUCACCACCCAAACUUCCUGUUGGACCCAGCCAUAAAUUUGCGAAUAACUACUAUUGUCAGAGAGAUGGACGCAGAGAGUCUGUCCCGCCAACUGUGGUCAUGUCUUCUCAGAAGGCCCUGACCGCUGGAAGUGGGGCUUCUGAAAAACCCAAACACCCUGUUGUGCCUGGGCCCCAGCUAAAGGAACUUCCAAUAAGUGUGGACUAGAUUUACGGUGUUAAAUGUGUGUUACUCUGAAUAAAAUUCUGUAUAUACAAGAAACCUA
This is a messenger RNA of Myxocyprinus asiaticus (Chinese sucker), 522 nucleotides long. RefSeq names its product NADH:ubiquinone oxidoreductase subunit A7 (gene ndufa7). Gene Ontology annotation, cellular component: mitochondrial inner membrane. The transcript is spliced from 4 exons. Gene Ontology annotation, biological process: ATP synthesis coupled electron transport; mitochondrial electron transport, NADH to ubiquinone. The record is from RefSeq and is a predicted model, not a curated record. The coding region runs from base 150 to 464 and encodes 104 amino acids. Lineage: Eukaryota; Metazoa; Chordata; Actinopteri; Cypriniformes; Catostomidae.